Messenger RNA from Tetranychus urticae (two-spotted spider mite), 1294 nucleotides. RefSeq lists its product as uncharacterized. Lineage: Eukaryota; Metazoa; Arthropoda; Arachnida; Trombidiformes; Tetranychidae. The record is from RefSeq and is a predicted model, not a curated record.
CUUCUUUUGUUUCCACUGAGCUAGUUUAAACUGGACACUUGUUUCUGGUUCCGGUUUUUGUCUUUUAGGGCAAAGUUUUGAAUUCAAGUUUCAGUUGUGAUCAACAUUUCUUUGUGAGUCUUUUGUGUUCUUCUUUGCUUCAAGUUCAUUUUUUUGUCAAGUCUUUUCACAUUGACUCUUUGAAAACCAUUUUAUUCAAGCUUUUUUUCAAUGGAUCAUCCAAUGAGAGAUAUUGAAGAUGAUAUUUCAGAUAAAGUUACCAUAAAGGUUAAGGUUGCAAACGAGGGAUAUCAUGAUCUAGUAAUAGAUUGGUCGAGUGGUGAAAGCAAGAGAAAACAAGUUUUUGACCAGCUUUCGACGAUAAUUGGUAUUCCUACACGCUACAUCAACGGGGCUUACAUGUAUUUAGGAGUAGAUGAUUGUAUUGUAGUUGAAAAUUAUGAAUGUAGGAAAUUCAACCCUGAAAUGUCCGAUGACGAUUGUGAAGAGCGCACUGAGCCGGUAUUUUUGAGAAGAUUGAAUGAUGGUGACUGUUUCGCAGCAUGUAUUAGAAUAAUUUUCUCUAGAAAUUUUGUUGAAGUAACGGUAUAUUUGUAUAUUCGUGGUCUGUUUAAUGAUAAUUAUUGUACAACACACUAUUGUACCUCUAAAAAUAGAGCUUUUAUAAAUAGACAGGCAGCAAUUGCUUCAAACUCUGAGUUGAGGAUGAAAAUACAAUCAAAGUUUGCAGAGAUACCUAGAGAAAUACACCCGAAUAUGGAAAUUAUUUUGCGAAUCGAAAUCUUGAGAGAUUUCAACAUCCUACCGUUCAUUGACGCGUCAUGGUGUCACCUGCACUAUUUGUAUAUUGGAUUUAUCAAUCCUUAUUUACGAACUCGUGGUUAACUUUUAUGCGAAGUCUAAACUAAACAGCAAGAUAUAAGAUCCUUUGAAUCUUGAGUUUGAAACCAAUAAAUGUUUGAUUAACCUUGAGUUUGAGACCUUUAUUUUUUAUUAUUGAAAACUGUUCUCUUAAAAACUCUUAGAUCACAUAAUUUACAAUCAUGGUAAAAAUCGUGCGAAACUUCCAUCGUAUAAUAAAUAUUAAGAAAAUUUUUUGAGACUCAAUCAGAAAGAAAUAGCCAAGAACAAGGAUUUGAGGAAGUUGAAAUACAAUCUGACCAAGUAGUUGAAAGAUACUGAACGAGAUCAUGAGAAAUACCAGGAAUAAUGAGCAAAUCCUUCGUUGUUUUGUCAAUUUGCACUUCUUUCUUUCUUUUCCGAUUUUCGAUAAAAAUGUAGUCGCUAAUUUCAU